Molecule: messenger RNA, 1212 nt
Organism: Cimex lectularius (bed bug)
Lineage: Eukaryota; Metazoa; Arthropoda; Insecta; Hemiptera; Cimicidae
Gene: Atg3
Product: ubiquitin-like-conjugating enzyme ATG3
Exons: 8
Coding region: 200-1174 (324 amino acids)
Biological process (GO): autophagy of mitochondrion; autophagosome assembly; nucleophagy
Cellular component (GO): cytosol; cytoplasmic ubiquitin ligase complex
Molecular function (GO): Atg8-family ligase activity
Source: RefSeq, a predicted model, not a curated record
CCCGACUCUUGUCGAGUAACAAGGACAAAGCUGUCGAUUAUUACUUAUUAGAACUUCAGAAGUCAAAUUGUAGUUUUGAUUCGUAUUCGUUACAAUUUUUAGCCAUGUAAAGCCGGAUCUCCGGCCUAGCCGUUUUCAUUUGUAAAAAAAUCAGGGGAUUUCGAAGCCAAUCCCUUUGUUUAAUCGGACGAUAAAAAUCAUGCAGAGCGUUAUCAACACGGUCAAAGGGACCGCCUUGGGGGUAGCUGAGUACCUGACUCCAGUUCUCAAGGAAUCAAAGUUUCGAGAAACUGGAGUUAUAACGCCAGAUGAAUUUGUUGUUGCUGGUGACCACUUAGUACAUCACUGCCCUACCUGGCAAUGGGCCGCAGGCGACAGUGCUAAAAGCAAGCCAUAUCUCCCAAAGGACAAGCAGUUUCUCAUUACAAGAAAUGUUCCUUGCACGAGGAGAUGCAAACAGAUUGAGUAUUGCGAUGAUCUAGAGAUGAUCGUCGACUCUGACGACCCAGAAGGUGGUUGGGUGGAUACCCAUCACAUGGAUCCGCUCGCCGGGCUCGAUGACAAAGUUUCUGAGAUGACUUUUGAUUCUGACAACCAAAGAUCGCAUUCCCCCGAUUCUGGGAUAUCAAAAGAAGUCAAGGCUUGUGAACAGAAUGAUACUAAUAAGGAUGAAGAUGAAGAGGAUGACGAUGAUGCUGAACCGGUUGAUAUGGAAGAAUUUGAGGAAAGCGGACUUCUGGAUGAGGAAGAUAAGAGUGAAGCUAAACCAGAGGUCGCACCACAAUCAUCAGUAAAGGAGGAUGGAGAGAUCUUAAAAACAAGAACUUACGAUUUGCAUAUCACUUAUGACAAGUAUUAUCAAACACCAAGACUUUGGCUUACAGGAUACGAUGAGUGUCGAAGACCUUUGACAGUGCAACAAAUGUACGACGAUGUGAGUCAAGAUCACGCUAAGAAAACCGUGACAAUGGAGAGCCACCCGCACAUCCCCGGGCCACCAAUGGCUUCUGUACAUCCUUGCCGCCAUGCAAUUGUGAUGAAGAAAAUCAUCGAAACAGUACUCGAAGGUGGUGGUGAACUCGGUGUCCAUAUGUACCUAAUCAUAUUUCUUAAAUUUGUUCAAUCCGUCAUUCCAACAAUAGAGUACGACUUCACACACAACUUUACCAUGUAGGAAUGUGAAGGAUUAAUAAACAUAAGGCCUUGAAUAAA